This is a messenger RNA of Blepharisma stoltei, 1917 nucleotides long. The record is from the annotation of a GenBank genome assembly. NCBI's taxonomy places the organism in Eukaryota, Ciliophora, Heterotrichea, Heterotrichida, Blepharismidae.
AUGACAGGAACAUGGCUUUACCUUGUAUGAUUAAGCAUCUUUAUUACUAUUUUUGGGAUAUAUAGUUUUUGUUUGUGAUAUAUAUUUCAUCGUAGAGACUUUCAAGAAAUAUAUUCAAGGUCUGCAGGAAUUUUGCUUUUCUCUAUAAUAGUCAAUGGCACUGAAAACAUUGGUUCAAUUUCUUUAGGAUUUAUUGAGAUUUUGGGCUUGUAUUAUAAUUUAAAGGUCUGCACCUGAAUUUUUGUCAUCUAUGAAAUUUCUCAUAAUGCUUACUUCAUCUCAAAUGUGCUGAGAAUGUAUAGACUGGUUUUAUUAAACAGGAUCAGGAAUGGCAACUACUGUAGCUAUUUAGAUUAUUUAAAUAGUAAAAAAAGGCUUGGAAAUCAGUGGAAUAUAAAAAUUAUUUUAGCUUAUUCGUUGCCGAUUUCAGCAUUUUAUAUAGCUUUUGCUUUAUAUCAAAUGAUAACCAAAACUGGUGGAGCGCUGAAUAUGAUUUUUGAUAUAUCUUGAAACUUUUUGAUUCUUUUUGAAGAUGCCUGCUAUUUGAUUUUUUUAUUAAAAAUUAGGAAAAUUCCUUAUUACUGCAAUUUGAAAGCUGAGCUAUAUAGGGGUUUCCCCUAGAUAGCUCUGCAAGGGCUGUGGAUUCUGAGCGGAAUCUUUCAGCUGGUCCGACCAACUCAGUACGCUAGUCGGACCAACUCAUUUGUUGGUUCACCAGCCUAAGGAUUCCCCCCAGAAUCUACAGCCCUUGCAGAGCUAUGUAGGGGAAACCCCUAUAUCUAAUUUUAGUCAUAUGGUCAAUGGGGCUAACUGCACCUUUUGUAAGUCCUUUAUUUUUCCACUUUUAUAUUAUCCCUUCAAAAAAUCUUUGCAUGCUAAUUAACACCUUUUUUUUUCUACAGAGAAGCACAAAACGACUUAGUAUUGUUCCUUUGGAAGUCCUUAAAAGCCCAAGAGUUUUAUUAGAAGAUCAGCUAGCUUUUAAUUACUUUGUCUCCUUUGCAAAAAAAUCAAAAAAUAAGCAUUGGGAAUAUUAUUUGAAAAUCCUUGUAGAAAUUCAUCUGUUUAAGCUUGAUCCAAAUCCAGAAAAAGCUUAUGAUAUAUAUAGCAACUUUUUAGCAGGGAAAAAUAAUUUCGCUGAAAGCAUGACUUUGGAUUUGUCUAAUCAAAGUCUUUGUGGAGAUAUGAAUCCUGAUAUUAGUGCAUCAAUGUUUAAUGACGUUGAAAACAAUAUUUUUAACUCCCCCCCCCUCCGUGAGCGAACAAAAAAAUUUUGUUCGCUCACGGAGGGGGGUUAAUUUUUUUUUUUAAAAAAAAUUUAUAUAUAAAUUUUAUAAAAAAUAUUUUUUUCGAAAUUUAAAAAAAUCCUAAUUUGCAAAAAUUGGGAAGCAAAUAUUAAUUUAAUUUGCAAAAUUUAUGUUUUUAAAACGCAAUUUGUUUAAAAUUAAACAGAAUUAGCUCUAGAUUUCAUUAUACUAAUUAUCACUUAUAUAUCAAAAUUUUUUUCCAUUAAAAUUUUUUCUAUUAAAAAAAUUUUUUGUUCACUCACGGAGGGUGGGUUUUUGGUCAAAAAAUGGCGAUUUUUCUAAUGGUUUUGUUCGCUCACGGAGGGGGGGGGGGAGUAAGCAGUUCAAUGAAACUGUUUACCCUGAGUUUCAAAAAUCGCAAGAGUAUCAAGAAUUGUUGACUCCCCCUUUAAAUUGGAGCAGAAUUUUUUUUUCAGUAGGAAGAUUUUAAAGAUAAAAAUACGAAUUUUUAUAAUAUUAAUUUGACCUAAUUUUAAUAAACAAAAUGAAAAUAAAAUAAAAUUUUAAAAUUAUUUCUUCAUAAAAAUAAAUUAAAAAAUUAACCUGAGCAGGAAUUUUGAUUCUUAUUUAAAGAUGGGGAGUAAGAGAAUCAACCCAUGCAAUUUAUUAA